UUUACACCCAGGUCCCAGAUUUAAAGGAGUGAAAUCCUCAGCGGCGCACCUCUGGAUAUGGCCAACAAGACGAUUACAAUCACUAGAGAUGAACUGGAAGAUCUAAAAGAGGCAUUUAAGAAAGUCGAUAUUGACAACAGUGGCUAUGUCAAUGAUUAUGAGCUCCAUGAAUUGUUCAGAGAAGCCAGCCUUCCACUUCCGGGUUACCAGGUUCGGGAUAUUAUUGAAAGGAUCUUUGUGGAGGCUGACCACAAUAAGGAUGGCAAGAUAGACUUUGAAGAGUUUGUAACGGUGAUGACAGACUUGAAAAGCAGUGACAUUAGCAAAACCUUCAGGAAGGCUAUCAACAAGAAAGACGGCAUAACUGCAAUUGGAGGAACAUCUUCCAAUUCCAGCCAGGGCACACAGCACUCAUAUUCCGAGGAAGAUAAGUUUGCAUUUGCUAACUGGAUUAAUAAAGCUUUACAAGAUGACCCAGACCUUAAACACUUACUACCCUUAAACCCAAACGAUAAAAGCCUGUUUACAUCACUAAGGGAUGGCAUUCUACUUUGUAAACUGAUCAACAUGUCUCAGCCAGAUACUAUUGAUGAGAGAGCCAUAAACAAAACAAAACUCACAUCAUUCACCAUUUCAGAAAAUAUAAACCUUGCCCUGAAUUCUGCGUCUGCCAUUGGCUGCACAGUGGUCAAUAUUGGAGCUGAAGAUCUUAAAGAAGCGAAGAUCCAUUUAGUGCUUGGGCUGCUAUGGCAAAUCAUUAAAAUAGGGCUGUUUGCAGACAUCGAAAUAUCCAAGAAUGAAGCUUUGAUUGCUUUGCUUAAGGAUGGGGAGAGUCUGGAGGAGUUAAUGAAACUAACUCCUGAAGAGCUUUUGCUUCGGUGGGUUAACUAUCACCUGGCUAAUGCUGGCUGGCCUUCAAUAAGCAACUUCAGUAAAGAUGUUAAGGAUUCCAAGGCUUACUUUUACUUGCUGAGAGAGAUUGCUCCCAAGGAAGAUUUUUUCAUUGACUUCUCUGGAUUUGCAGAAAAAGAUGACCUAAAAAGGGCCAAUUUCAUGCUCAAGGAGGCUGAUAAACUGGGUUGCAGGCAAUUUGUGACACCAUCAGAUGUAGUUUCUGGCAAUGCUAAACUGAAUUUAGCCUUUACUGCAAAUCUGUUUAAUAUGUAUCCUGCUCUGCAUAAUGUCAACAACCACGGCUUAGACUUGAAUCAAAUAGAAGGAGAAACCAGUGAGGAGAGGACAUUCCGCAACUGGAUGAAUUCAUUAGGCAUCAACCCAUAUGUAAAUCAUUUGUACAGUGAUAUGUGUGAUGCGCUCGUUUUAUUCCAGCUGUAUGAUAGGACUCGCAUAGCAGUUGACUGGGGUCGUGUCAACAAGCCUCCAUUUUCUGCUCUUGGUGGACACAUGAAAAAGAUUGAGAACUGCAAUUAUGCUGUUAAUCUUGGCAAGAACAAGGGUGGAUUUUCCUUAGUUGGUAUAAGUGGCUCCGAUCUCCAUGAAGGAAACAAAACACUGACCCUGGCAUUAAUAUGGCAGCUUAUGAGAAGGUACACACUAAAUGUAUUAUCUGACCUGGGAGGUGGACAAAAGAUAGAUGACCAAAAUAUCAUUUCUUGGGUGAAUGAAACUCUGGCUGGUGCAUACAAGCAAACUUUCAUCCACAGCUUUAAGGAUUCGUCCAUUAGCACAAGCCUUCCUGUUUUGGAUUUAAUUGAUGCCAUUGAGCCAAAAGCCAUUAAUCAGGAAAUGGUGAAAAGGGAGAAUCUUUCGGACGAGGACAAAAUGAGUAAUGCUAAGUAUGCAUUAUCCAUUGCCCGAAAGAUUGGAGCACGGAUCUACGCGCUGCCUGAAGAUCUGGUACAAGUUAAGCCAAAGAUGGUGAUGACAGUAUUUGCAUGCCUCAUGGGAAGAGGACUCAACAAAUUAAAAUAAGGAAGAGCUGUUUCAUUUGCUGUAGCGAAUCUGCAAUGCUUAUUACACCAAAUGCCUCACUCAUUUCUGUAUAUUAAAGGAAAACAAUCAGAGCUGCCCAUGAUUUAUUAAAACUGAUAAUGAACUGAUGUCUGAAAAUGAAAUGUUGCUGUAUUAUUAACCGAACAUAUUGGCUCUGGAUUUAAUUGAGCACCGGGCCCAGGAAGCAGCUUUUCUUUUAGCAUGCCAAUAGAGACAUUAUAUCAUUAUCACAUUAUUUCAUUUAGUCAGUGACAAGCAGCCUUUUUGUUUGCUGAGAUACCAAACCCAUAACAGUGAGCUUUCCAUGUGAGGAAGUAACAAGCUCAAGUUGUAAGGCGAAUGUUAAAAUAAUGAGUGCACCAACAGCAGCAAAAUGAAUAUAAUUAUUUUUCAUAAACUAAGUUACCCUUAAAAUGCUUCUAGAGCACUUUUCUCUCCAUUUAUGCCAACAUGGUAAGAGUCAACAGAAUCUGAUGAGUUCUGCAAACAAUCCAUUAAAGUCAUGCAAAAUACAGAUUUAGAUUCCCUAUUCAUAUUGUGCUACUAAUCAGCACAUAUAAGGUGCCACAUAAACUAGAAUAAAACAGUGCAAACUGACAUAUUUUAGCAAGUGAAUUGAGUUCUCCAAUUAUGGGGUCUAUUAUAUCAGUAAAAUAAAAGGCAAUUUAGUAAAUGUGCAUUUGAUUCAAUGGACACAAUCUAGUGCUGCACAAUACUUCCAAUUUAGAUACAGAUCAUGAGAUUUAGUAUACAAA
Molecule: messenger RNA, 2708 nt
Organism: Xenopus tropicalis (tropical clawed frog)
Lineage: Eukaryota; Metazoa; Chordata; Amphibia; Anura; Pipidae
Gene: pls1
Product: plastin 1
Exons: 16
Coding region: 58-1932 (624 amino acids)
Biological process (GO): actin filament bundle assembly
Cellular component (GO): cytoplasm
Molecular function (GO): calcium ion binding; actin filament binding
Source: RefSeq, marked provisional